Molecule: messenger RNA, 807 nt
Organism: Diutina rugosa
Lineage: Eukaryota; Fungi; Ascomycota; Pichiomycetes; Serinales; Debaryomycetaceae
Exons: 1
Coding region: 1-807 (268 amino acids)
Biological process (GO): post-chaperonin tubulin folding pathway; tubulin complex assembly
Cellular component (GO): cytoplasm
Source: RefSeq, a predicted model, not a curated record
AUGAUAGAACUUGUUGAUGCCAUUGCUAAAUGUUCGACGUCGGAAGAAAUCGGGCGGCUAGCGUCGGCAGUGGCCCGACUCACGGCGGAAACGGGCGCCAAAGUGGGCCUGUGGCCGCCGUACGACCAGCGGCGGGCCCGGGAGAAGCUCGAUGAGUUAGCUACUACAGUCGAACAUAAGCGACGGGAAAUUGAGCCGCUGAGGUUUAGGUUUAUUGGUGACCCCGAACCACCCCUGACUAAGCCGAGAACUAUGGUCAAUGUGGAAAUGACACCGCUCGCCGGGGUCGGUCACGUGAUCACAGACAUCACCAAUAAUGACCAAGGUCGUACGGUUCUGGCGCCGCAGGAGCAUGUGUGGAUCCGGCAAGUGACCGGCUCACGUGUUGACGUCAGCGCUGCCCUGCUCCACGUAAACGAUGCCGAAUCAGCCAUAUUCCGGCUUAGUGUGGCGGGUCCCAGCGCCCUCCACCAUUUGACAAAAUGUGUGGUGAUAAUCAACCACUCCCACCAGCUACGCCUCCACCACCUUAACCAAGUGGUGGUGGUGGUUGCCGAUGGAAAACUACGCACGUUAACCAUGGAAAAGUGCCGUGAAGUGUACGUCGCCACCUCCGAUAGCCGAAAUGUGUCUGUGGACGAUUUCGACUGGCCUCGCCGUGACGCCCCUGACCCGCAUUGGCACCAUGUUAGUGAUGCCAAGCUCGUCACAAUAAACACGGUUUUGGAAAAUACGGAGUUGGCUGUGACCGAUUGCAUUGAGUCCGUACUAGGCUUAGUAACAGGUCACAGUGAUCUAUCACCGUGA